Molecule: messenger RNA, 1290 nt
Organism: Empidonax traillii (willow flycatcher)
Lineage: Eukaryota; Metazoa; Chordata; Aves; Passeriformes; Tyrannidae
Gene: CRYBB1
Product: crystallin beta B1
Exons: 6
Coding region: 251-967 (238 amino acids)
Biological process (GO): lens development in camera-type eye; visual perception
Molecular function (GO): structural constituent of eye lens
Source: RefSeq, a predicted model, not a curated record
ACAAAGGAAAGUGCUGGGUUCAGCGGCUGGGCACGGGGCCGGGGAGAGGCUUCCAGCUCGCCCAGCGCUUUGCAGGAUGUGAUGACUGGGCGGCCGCGCAGACACUGAUGAGCUGGCAGUUCCUUUGUGCGCCCGCCCGGGGGUCUGCCCUUGCCAGGCUAUAAAGUGGGGGCCUCGCGGCGCCCCGAAACACAAGCCCGCUCACUCCAACAAGAAGCAGCAGCUGCCCAGACUUGAGCCCACCACCGCGAUGUCUGAGACCACGAAACCCACUGCUCCCGGACAGGCUGCAGAGGAGAAGGAGAAGGCAGCUCCUGCGCCAACUCCAUCCCUCGAUCCUGCUCCUGUCGCAAACAGCAAGGGCGAGGAGCCCUCCCCAGAAGCCUUCAGGAUCGUCGUCUUUGACCAGGAGAACUUCCAGGGCAGGCAGAUGGAGUUCACCGCCGAGUGCCUGAACCUGAGCGACCGCGGCUUCGACCGGGUGCGCAGUGUCAUUGUCAUCUCUGGACCCUGGGUGGCCUACGAGCAGGCCAACAUGCGUGGGGAGAUGUUCAUCCUGGAGAAGGGAGAGUACCCUCGCUGGGACACCUGGUCCAGCAGCUACCGGAGCGACUGCUUCAUGUCCAUGCGUCCCAUCAAAAUGGAGGCUGAGGACCACAAAAUCUCCCUCUAUGAGUCUGCUGACUUCAAGGGCAACAAGAUGGAAAUCCAGGAGGAUGAUGUGCCCAGCCUCUGGGCUUAUGGUUUCUGCGACCGUGUGGGCAGCGUGCAGGUGCCCAGUGGAACCUGGGUCGGGUACCAGUACCCUGGCUACAGAGGCUACCAGUACCUCUUUGAGACCGGAGACUUCCGACACUGGAACGAGUGGUCUGCCUUCCAGCCCCAGAUCCAGUCCAUCCGCCGCAUCCGGGACAUGCAGUGGGACCAGAAGGGCACCUUUGUCACCCCCGACGCGCCCUCUGACUGAGCGUGCCGCCUGCUAGCUACGAGUCCCGGGCCCCGUGGGGCACCCCCGCCUCCCCUCGCGCUCGCCUGCCCAGCACUUUCCUUGUACAUUGCACAUUCCCUGGAUGUACUCUACCUUGUGAGGCAAAUUAAAAAAAACCAGAAGAUUAGAGCUUUUCGGGGGUCGGUGGUGCAUGAGCGCGGCCGUGGGACACUCCGCCUUCCCGGCCCAUGCCAGUCUUGUGCUGGAGCCGGGUGGGACAUGGUCUAGGGUGGUUUUCCCAGGGGAAUUGCUCCCCACACUGGGGCUGGGACAUGGGAGACUCUCCAUGUGGAGGAAAGGAG